AACGCUGUGACUUCUUUAAGUCUGUCUACUGGCGGCGAGUGCAUGAUUGAUUGUCCAGAUAAACAUUGUCAGCCCGAGGCCUGCUGUCCAAAUGGCAGUGCACCGAUAGCUUUGAAUCACUUUGGCUCUUCUGCUGCCGAAUAUUUGACAUCUCAGAACUCCGAGCUCCCAGCUUGUCAGCUUAUGCCAUCCGGUGAGACCCUGCUCAAGUCAAACAGGUCUAAGUUUAGCCACGCAACUGGUUCCGAGGUCUUUCAAGUCGAUGAGACACUUAAUCUAGCUGGUAGCCCAUGGGGUCGAGUCUAG
This is a messenger RNA of Protopolystoma xenopodis, 306 nucleotides long. NCBI's taxonomy places the organism in Eukaryota, Metazoa, Platyhelminthes, Monogenea, Polystomatidea, Polystomatidae. The record is from the annotation of a GenBank genome assembly.